GUGACUAGACAAACGGAGAUGCUUACGUGGCGAGCUCUUAUUUUCCUUUUCCUCUAUAAUUAUACAUGUGGAUUAUGAUUAAUUAAAAAAACUAACUAAAAAUAAAAUAAAAACCCAUUUGACUCGUCCUUCUCUGCCUAAUCUUCUUCUUCUCCGAACCACCCCCUGUUUUACUCCACCAACAACUUAACAAAGGCGACAUAGUAUCGCCGUGACCCUCGUACCCCAUCCUAUUCCUUCCUCCACAGUCCACACCAUCAAUCUACCCCUCCCCCGGUCCUGAUUUUCCUCCAUUCAUCGAGCUUAGCAUAUCCCCUCCUUCCUCGACAAAGAAUUAUAAGCAUUCGAUGGGUUGACCAACCGGCAACGAGCUUUGGCCUAGUCCUCCGAAGUUUCUUUUCUUCUGGCGAACGCAGAAUCCACCCGUAAAAUAUUCCUAAUAAUUUCACUUUAGAAUUGUUUUGUUUCUUUUGUAUAGCCAAAUACCUCUAAUAAUUUCACUUUAACGAGACCUGGAAAAAUAAAUGAGGAGGAAAAAUUGAAAUUUCUCCCUCAAUUUUUUCGAUGUCGGGUCGUGUGAAUCUCGGUUUAACCGUGGUUUACCAUUUUUUUAUGGAAAUUUUAACAAAAGGGUAUGUUUGAUAAUUUUUUCAAAGUUUAAGGGUAUGUUUGAUGUAAAAAAUAGUAGAAGGGCAUAUUUGAUAAAACUGUACAGUAGAAGGUCAUAUUAUACCUAUAACCCCAAUUAAAAUCGUGUAGCUUAGCUUCACAUGUAAUGAACAUUUUUAUUGGUGAUGAAGUGGACAAAAAUAACACAACGUAACCUUUGGUACGUAACUAUUAGUAUAGGAAGGUUACUAAAUAGAUUAAUGGCAGUGAGAUUAAGUUAUUUAAAAAAAAUACUCAAAACUACAAGUUUUUUAAACCUCUACUAAAGAAAUCUAUCACUUUAUUAAUCGAAUUGUUUAGUCAAAAUUCGACAAAAUGAAAUAUUAUAGCAAAAUCUCUCGAUCACAUGUAGGUGGCAAUUCUCAAUCCAAUCCACCAAUCCAUUAAAAAUAUUCACCUAAUCCAAUCCAUUAAAAUUUAAUUUUUACACGAAAAAUAUCAUUGGAAUUACGUUUUGGUACCUAAAAUUUUUCAUUAUGACAUUUUAGUACCUAAACUUUUCACAUUUUACAUAUUAGUACUUGGUUGAGAACGUCAUUUGGAUUCAUGGAUAAUCCACCAAUCCACUUGAUCCAUGAAUCCACCAAUACAUUGAAUCCAAUCCAUUUGAUCCAUGAAUCCAACCCAUUUGCCAACUCUUCCCAUCCCAUGAAAGGAACACAUAAUAUGUUUUGAACAUGAUGGCGAUUGGCGACGGAAGACCUGGACUUGUACAGGCCCAAUGAUAUCAAAUAAAAUUAUAUACUGGUAGCCCAAAUAUGAACCUAAACUGGGCCUUUCUAAUGGACAACUUGUAAAGCCUUUUUUCAGAAUGAGUCCACUCCACUGUUAAGCUAACCAUCUCUGUAACUGUAAAGAGCUUCCCACCAGACAGUUUCUGUUUCGUCGACAAUGGCUGCUGUUCUGCUUGAAACCUGGCUACUUUAAGGGUUUAGGGCCGCAGGGGAAAACCCUACGACGCUUCCCGAAUCCGGAAUAGCCGCGGAAAAGGAAAAAAAAUCCCCCCCAGGAUUGAGGUUGUUGAAACUCGCCCUGAUUGCUCCGGAAUGGAAGGAUUAAGCGUGGUCCAAGCCAAUUUGAAAGUCUACGUCGACCCUUCGCAGAGCAAGAAUCUCUCUUCAGCUAUCUUCCGCGAGCUCAGCCCCUUGCUCUUCAAGUACGAUGAUGCAUUCGACGGUGUUUUAUUAGCUUAUAAUGUUCAUGCUCCGGAGAACAAGGGGCGAAUUCUUCCCGGUGUUCAUCCGUUCAUUGCUGUGAGACUAGAAGCUAAAUUGCUAGUCUUUUCCCCUAAGGCAGACAUGCUCUUAGAAGGGAAGGUGGUGAAAGUGACUGAAGAGUCUAUUCAUGUCAUUGUUCUUGGAUUCUCGUCGGCUAUAAUAACAUAUGAAGCUAUCCGCAACGAGUUCAAAUACAAGACGAAACACGGCCAGGGCUUGUAUGUCAACAGAUCUAACAGGCGCCAUGUGAUUAAGGCUGGAACUAUGAUCCGUUUUGUUAUCAAGAGUAUGAAUGAAGAGACGCUUCACAUCUACGGAUCAUUGAUGCCUGCUAACACUGGAAGCGUCAAGAUAUUGGAGAAAUUUUCAGAGCAUACAGAAAGUGUUACAAUUAACAGCACUCCCAAGAAAAGGAGAAGCAAAGAGAAAUAUGAAGUCGCCCAGAUAACAGAGCACGGCAGCGUUGUCAAGGAUGCUCCUUCACAGAACAAUUAUGAUCGCGAAAAUAAGAAGUCGCGAAGAAGCUGACAACUCAUCUAAAGUGGAUUGAUGAAAUGUUGUAGUUUAGUUUUUGUUAUUGAUGUGGAUUUUGUAAUAUCUACCCUCAUAUUCUUAGGGUCUGAAACAGCAAUCCCAGUGAAUUAAUCAAAGUGCUCUUCCUAUCUUCUUUGUCCACGUUGAUUAGCAUCUUCUCUUAAACCUUCAGAAGAACAAGUAACCAGUUUCUUGUGUAUGUUUCUGUUGAUGCCACGUAACCCUCGAACCCGUUCCUCCGAACUUUCGCACGAUUGACUUCUCCACAGACGCCCAGAUCCUGCACAGACGGACGCCUAAGGGCUUUGAAAUGCCCGUUAGCACUCCGACGUUCAAGUCAGUCCUCAGUUUAGAGAGAGAAGUAAUUUGGGGAUCUUAGUGAGAGAAACCAACCUACGUAAAUGCUACCUACCGAGUACUAUUUAUAUUCGUCGAGGCCCCGACCAGGCUCCUAGAAUCCAGCUCCACGUCAGCGCGUCAUUAAACGCUUGGUACGGCCCACCGGUCGGGCGCCUCCACGUGGCAGCUUCUGGGCUCCUGGCUCCUGGCGCCUGCAGGGACCACCUGUCCAGGUGGCACGCUCUAAGCACGGUGGUCCCUUUUUGUCGCCAUGCGCCUGUGGGCCGUCGGCUGGCCCUUACUCCUUAUUUUCAUCCCCAUCUCCUAAAGCGGGCUUGGGCCUGAGCCUCUUGGACGGGCCCAUGUCCCCCAAUGGUCUGCCUAUGUAUAUACCCAACAAUUGUCCCCCAGUUAGGCGCUCAUGGUAUGCCAUGAGUGUCUAACUGUACGUAACUCCCCUGCCCAUAGUGUCUAACCGACUUCGCGGUGGUCUGGGCGCCCUCGAUAGUUCGACGAGAGCCUGGUUGCUUUAACCGUUUAGAUCAUUUCUAGGCGCUUUCCUGAGCGUUUUCGUGAACAACCCUUGUCCCCCCGUACUAUGGCUCCCUCGUCCUUUGUUUUUCAUCCGCGUUUGGACGUACCCAAGGAGGCGCCUAGGCCAUUAAGUUAGGCGCCCUAGUAGUGGAAUCCCCGGUGCGCCCGUACCCGUAUGCCCCCCUCUCCGUGCGUUUUGAAAUUUGAAUUUCAAAAUUCGUUUUUUUUUUGAAAUUCAAAAUUCAAACGAACGGUGAGGAUGAGAUGUGGGGGGUCGGGCGCGCAUCCCCGUAG
Messenger RNA from Linum trigynum, 3587 nucleotides. The record is from the annotation of a GenBank genome assembly. Lineage: Eukaryota; Viridiplantae; Streptophyta; Magnoliopsida; Malpighiales; Linaceae.